AUGGCCAUUGGCCUCGAACAGAGGGUGGCCUCCUACGGGUUCUUAUCCACAUACUUCAACUCCUCCUUCUUCAUCAGCCUCUUCACUACUUUCAAGUGGACCACAAAUGUGCCGCCAGCUCAAGACAACCAGCAUUGCCGAGAAGCACAACACGCUGACCCACCUCCUACGCACACACUCGACACCUACCUAGACGAAGUCAUUCAAGACACCACUCAAACCUCUUUAUCCCCCGAGAUCCAAGCCAUGCAACGCGCCGCGCGCACCGCCUACCUCGAGCGCCUCGCUCGCAUCUCAGACCGCACCUCCCUCCAAUGUCUAGAAAAUUCCACAAAAUCUCGCCUCGAAUUGGCAGCGCGUCUAGAUCGCGAAAGUCUGGAGAAACUCGAGCGCGUCACGAAGAUGCUGGAAAAGCGCGGAAUGAGAACUCCUCCUAAGGGGCAAAGAUGGCAGUUUAAUGCUCAUGCUUCACCGGUUGAAACUCAGGCUUCGAGUAGUAGUGAGUCGAAACGUGUGCAUUCUAUCUCGAUCUCGCCGACGUCGCCUUGUGAGCGGGUGGUUAUGCGGAGGGCAUCGGAAGGUAGUGUUGAUGAGGAGAAUUUCAGAGAGAAAAGGUUCGAGCAGUGGAUGGAGCAGGAUAUUGCGGGAUUAGAAUCGCGUGGGAAAGUGGAACUUGGUUUCUUCGAAAAGGACUUGGACUCAUCAAUGAUGGUGGAAUUGCCGGUCAAGAUCGAGAAUGAGUUCUUCAAUGGCGCGGUUAGAAGGGGGCAGGUCGUUGGGGAGCGAGAGGAAGGCGUUGGUUCUGUGGAGCUGAAUCCAGAAUUCGCGGACUAUGAUCAGGAGGAGGAGGAGGAGGAGGAAGACGAAGAGUGGACUGACCUAGGCGAAGUCGAAAACCUGGAGGACGAGUGA
Molecule: messenger RNA, 912 nt
Organism: Pseudocercospora fijiensis CIRAD86
Lineage: Eukaryota; Fungi; Ascomycota; Dothideomycetes; Mycosphaerellales; Mycosphaerellaceae
Exons: 1
Coding region: 1-912 (303 amino acids)
Source: RefSeq, a predicted model, not a curated record